AUGAACCGCUGCAACCGGUGUGGGGAGAGGAGCGUGGUCCUCGACCCCGCCUGCGGCCUCCGCGUCUGUAGCUCCUGUGGCGUCGAGCAGUGCGCCAACAACUUUCAGUCCCAGGCCUUCACCUCCGGUGGCCACCCCACGGGGGUCAUCGUCCAAUCAAUCGGCGUAUCGAGCACCAGAGAACGGAAGAUCUACCUCGCCGACACCGAGAUCGGAAAAAUCACCUCCAGUAUCGGCCUCUCCGCCGCCCGCUCCGCCGAGGUACGCGCCAUGGUCUCCGAGGUCACAGAGGGCGAGUUCGGCGCCGGCAACUGGUUCCCGGUCCUCGUCGCCGCCUGCAUCUGCAUCACCAUGCGGAAGAACCGCCUCCCCCUCUCGAUCGCGGAGGCCGCGGCCUCCAUUGGACGCGACACCCGUGAUGUCGGCCGGAUGGUGACGCGCGUCUGCCAGUUCCUGAACCUCCGCCAGCUCCCCGAGUUCGACAUUCUGCAGCACCUGGAGAGGACGGUGAGGCGUUGCCCUAGCCUUGCCGGAGUCGAUGAGGAGAAAGCGGAGGAGAUGCUGAAUCAAGGGAGAUUUCUUCUUCAGUGCGCCGUGAAGUGGUUCCUCUCCACAGGGCGGCAGCCUCUCCCACUGGUUGCUGCGGUGACAUCGUUUGUCGCAGAGGUGAACGGUGUGGCAGCUAAUUUGGAGGAGAUUGCAGACUAUAUCUAUGCUAGGCCUGCAACCUGCAAGCUGAGGAAGAGGGAGCUACUGAUGACUCUGGUCAAGGUCGCCAAGGUGCUGUUGCCCUGGGGAGAGGAUGUUACAGCCAAGAACAUCUUCCAUAAUGCUCCCUUACUGUUAAAAUGCAUGGAAAGGAAAUCAAAGGACGGAGCCUUGGAUCUGGGUCAGUUUGGUUCCGGCUUCCAACCCAUCGAGGAUGAUGUUUCGAGGUAUUUAAUUAUUGCUGCUGGUGAUGGUUUGCAGCCCGUCGAGGAGAUGGACAAAGUUAAACUCUCAGCAGAGUGCUUGUCCCAUGCUUAUGGGAAAGCAUCGCUGCUUUCCAAGGCUGUGGAGCCGUCAGGGGAGUCUGAGAAGAGUCUUGUGAGGAAGAGGAACAGAGAGGACAUGCUUCGUCUUUGCUUUACCAGUUAUGGUGGUAUGUCAAGUGAGGAUCUCUCACUCGAGCAGAUAUUGGAGAGGGAUGUGGGGUAUGAUCCUCCUCCCCCAUCCUUUCUGGCUGGGCUCGAAGCACGGCAGAGGAGGAAGGAGAAAAUAGCUGCAGCAAAGCAUCGGAUUAGGAAGGCUAUAAGGCCAUCUUCUGAUAAUUCAGGCAGAAUGCAAUGCCAUCUUCCCCUGGAUAGAAAAGGGGCCAAGAAGAGGCGUAGGCAGGGAGCUGGUGGCAUUGAUUGGGAGGAUUGUAUGAUUGAGCUCCUCCUCCUCCACCGUGCAAAUGAGGAAGAAAUUGAGCACGGCCAUUACAGGAGACUAAUGGAUCUGCAUGUGUUUACCUCUAUGAAUACAUACAACUGA
Molecule: messenger RNA, 1515 nt
Organism: Spirodela intermedia
Lineage: Eukaryota; Viridiplantae; Streptophyta; Magnoliopsida; Alismatales; Araceae
Source: the annotation of a GenBank genome assembly